Venustampulla echinocandica is the source of this 1362-nucleotide messenger RNA. RefSeq lists its product as uncharacterized. NCBI's taxonomy places the organism in Eukaryota, Fungi, Ascomycota, Leotiomycetes, Helotiales, Pleuroascaceae. Gene Ontology annotation, cellular component: fungal-type vacuole membrane. The transcript has 5 exons. The record is from RefSeq and is a predicted model, not a curated record. Gene Ontology annotation, molecular function: transmembrane transporter activity. The coding region runs from base 1 to 1362 and encodes 453 amino acids. Gene Ontology annotation, biological process: transmembrane transport.
AUGACUUCAACACAGACUAUCACACUUGAGUCUCUACCUCACAACUCAAAUGUCUCAACUGCCAGAUCCAACAAGCGAUCUGGGCCACCGAACCUACUCGGCUUUGACCCAGCCAAUGCCGAUACAAUAAUCAUAGCAUCCCGGCUCGCCGAUGCUGAAGUCCCUGAUGGCGGGUACGGCUGGGUCGUUAUAUUUGCAUGUAGCACGGUCACGUUCUGGUUCGUGGGAACGACAUAUUGCUGGGGGAUUAUGCAAGCUGCUCUUGUUGCUCGAAAGCUUUCAAGUCCAUCUACGAUCGCCUUUGUAGGAUCACUAACCUGCGCCUGUAUUUCAAUAUUGGCUCUUGUGAAUGCGAGGGUUAUAAGGGCGAUUGGGGCGAGAAACAGUAGCCUGAUUGGCGUUGGCUUGUUAGGUCUAGGAGAGAUAUUGAGUGGGUUCUCAACGAGAAGUGUUGGGGCUUUGUUUUUCAAUGCGGGGGUUAUUAUGGGACUUGGAUGCAGUAUAUUAUUCAUGGUGAUAUGCACAGUUCCAGCCCAAUACUUCAGCAAGAAGCGUGGAAUAGCAAAUGGAAUCGUCUACGCCGGAGGUGGCAUAGGCGGAACGGUAAUUGCCUUUGCAGUCAAUGCUUUGAUUCAAGAACUGGGGCCUGAAUGGACAUUCCGAAUCCUGGGCUUGGUAACACUUGCUACGGGCCUUCCAGCGGCAUGGCUGAUUAAGGAGCGUGCUCCUAUAACUACUACAACAUUUGUCGAAUGGAGCCUUUUCAAAAACAUACAAUUCUCAACCCUUUUCUUCGCCGGCGUAUUAGCUACAUUCCCUCUUCCCGUACCCCCUUUCUUUCUCCCCUUGUACAGCGCAUCACUCGGUCUCUCCCACGGUGUGGCAGCUGGUCUGGUUGCCGGUUUCAACUUCUCAUCGGCAAUGGGCCGGCUUUGUUGCGGCUUGCUUUCUGAUUCCAUAGGUCCGGUUAAUACGCUUUUUCUUUCAUUGUUACUGAGUGCUGUGAGCAUGUUGGUCCUGUGGCCGGUUUCGAACUCCCUUGCUCCGCUGGUUGUUUUUGUGAUUAUUAAUGGUGCGGCGAAUGGGGGGUUCUUCUCUACUAUGCCGACGGUUGUGGGAACUGUGUUUGGGUCCCAGAGAGUGGGUGUUGCGAUGGGUAUGAUUGUCACUGGGUGGGGUGGAGGUUAUUUGAUGGGCGCUCCAAUCGCCGGAUAUCUCCUGGCAGCAUACGGAGGAGAAAAUAGUACUCUGAAGGCGUAUCAUCCAGCUAUCUUUUACGCUGGAUCAAUGGCCCUUGGCUCUGCGGCACUGGUCCUAGUGGUGAAGUUGAGACUCAGCAGAAAUCCCCUUAAGCGUUUAUGA